Messenger RNA from Oryza brachyantha (malo sina), 1033 nucleotides. RefSeq names its product probable diphthine methyl ester synthase. The transcript has 7 exons. Lineage: Eukaryota; Viridiplantae; Streptophyta; Magnoliopsida; Poales; Poaceae. The coding region runs from base 98 to 922 and encodes 274 amino acids. Gene Ontology annotation, biological process: protein histidyl modification to diphthamide. Gene Ontology annotation, molecular function: diphthine synthase activity. The record is from RefSeq and is a predicted model, not a curated record.
CAGAGCCCCAAAGCCCAGCAGAGAGAGUUCCCCAUUCCGACCCGCCGAAAGCCGCCCGCCGCCAGCUCGCCGAGAGAGCAGCAAACGCUGCAACAGGAUGCUGUACAUCGUGGGGCUCGGCCUCGGCGACGAGCGCGACAUCACCGUGCGGGGGCUCGACGCCGUCCGCCGCUGCGCCAAGGUCUACAUGGAGGCCUACACCUCGCUCCUCUCCCUCGGCCUUGACCCCUCCGCGCUCUCCAACCUCGAGAAGCUGUACGAGAAGGAGAUCACGGUGGCCGACCGCGAGAUGGUGGAGGAGCGCGCCGACCAGAUGCUGCGCGAGGCCGCCGACGCGGACGUCGCCUUCCUCGUCGUCGGCGACCCUUUUGGGGCAACUACACACACUGAUCUGGUCGUUCGUGCCAAGAACAUGGGGGUGGAAGUGAAGGUGAUCCACAAUGCGUCUGUCAUGAACGCAGUUGGGGUUUGUGGGUUGCAACUUUACCGCUACGGAGAGACCAUCUCUAUACCUUUCUUCACAGAGACAUGGAGACCAGACAGUUUCUAUGAGAAGAUUCAGAACAAUCGACGACUUGGAUUGCACACACUUUGUUUACUAGAUAUUCGUGUUAAGGAGCCAACACUCGAGUCUUUAUGCAGAGGAAAGAAAGUGUAUGAACCACCAAGGUUCAUGAAUGUAAACACUGCAAUAAGUCAGCUUUUGGAGGUGGAGGAACUGCGUGAGGGAUCUGCAUAUGGUGCGGAUUCGCUAUGCAUAGGCGUUGCUCGCCUUGGAAGUGAUGAUCAAAAGAUCGUCGCUGGACCUAUGAAGAAACUACUAGAUGUUGAUUUUGGCCUGCCCCUUCACUGCCUCAUCAUAGUGGGAGAGACGCAUCCUGUGGAAGAAGAGAUGAUAGAAUUCUACAUGAUCAAGUCCUGAUGAAUGGAUGUGCUUUUAUGGCCUUGUAGCUGGAUAUAUGAUCCCAGGUGGCCAGGCCUAUAGUUCCCCUCAAUCGACACUUUGGUUUCUCGUGUGUAAGUUAAACUGGGA